Messenger RNA from Marasmius oreades (fairy-ring Marasmius), 2807 nucleotides. RefSeq lists its product as uncharacterized. Gene Ontology annotation, biological process: exocytosis; Golgi to plasma membrane transport. NCBI's taxonomy places the organism in Eukaryota, Fungi, Basidiomycota, Agaricomycetes, Agaricales, Marasmiaceae. The record is from RefSeq and is a predicted model, not a curated record. The transcript has 15 exons. Bases 441 to 2807 code for a protein of 788 amino acids. Gene Ontology annotation, cellular component: cytoplasm; exocyst.
UUUGAAGCUAAAACUCGAGUAUUCCUAAACUUUAUUACUACUGACCAGUGACCAUCAGCUUCAAGACAGUAUAUUGAACGCUCGAGUACGAGGCGGAGGACUCUAUGAGUGAAAGAGUGUUCGGAUCUUUCCGAGCGGCCGAACACUUGUUGGACGAACGAAAUGGACUCCAAUCUUGACCAAUAUCUCCAGCUCUCGACGUUCAAAGGCAAAUUCGAUGUUACGGAAUUCAUUGGGGGAGUUUCUGAGAAGCUCAUAACACAAUCCAAAGCGGAUGCUGGCCGUAUGAUAUGAUUGUUGCAUUGAGACUCUGCGGAUAGUUAACGCACUAAUUCUAAUUCAACUCAGCGUUUGACCCUCAACCCUUCAUACAAACAUUCGAAGCAGCUGUCGACAAACUCCUCGUAGUGCGAAAGGAACUUCAGGCGAAGACAGAACAGAUGGAGAAAAGUGUGAGGGUUUCCGAAAGAGAGUAUUCGAAGAAGAUGAACGAGUUGAAUCGUGGGUUUGAGGCUGUGGGCAGCUCCUUCGCUGGUAUGGAAAGUCGUAUGAACGAAGUUGGCAGCACAGCCAUCAGGAUAGGUGAACAACUUGAGAGUGUUCACAUAGAGCGUCAAAGAGCACAGGCGGCAUAUGACAUUAUAGAUUUCUAUAACCAAUUCGCCAAAGGCGACACAACGCGCCUUGAUGCACUCAGGAAGGAGGGCCGCCAGGGAAGGCGUCAGGUAGCGAUCUUGUUGCGACGUUUGAAUACUGUCGCCAAGGAAGUUGACCUUCCAUCCGCAGACAAGACGCGAGAGCAUAUUGAGAAAUACUGCGAGAAAUUUGAGAAGGAGAUGCUAAAUUUGUUUGAUCGGUGCUAUAGACGAGGGGAUCCAAAGAUGAUGCAUCAUUGCGCUCAGACGUUACUAGAGUUCAACGGAGGGAACUCUUGCAUCCAGGUGUAUGUAAACCAGCACGACUUCUUCAUAAACAAUGUUCGUGAAGCGAAAGACACUGAGGACAAUCAUUUAUGGGAACGAAUCCCUGAUCCUGACACUAGCCCACCGAAGACAGAGAAAGGACUCACCGAAUUAUUCUUUGAAAUAAGGGCAACUGUAGACACGGAAGCUCAGAUUGUCAAAGCCGUUUUCCCCAAUCCUCCGAUGGUUAUGCAAGUAUUCCUUCAACGAGUGUUUGCGCAAUCAAUUCAACAACACAUGGAACACCUGCUCCAUAAGUCGUCUACUAUAUGUGAUCUAGCCUAUCUCCGCGUUCUUCAACUAGUUCACGGUCAAGCAACCUCCCUAGUCGAAGACCUCAAAGCUUACGAGCUAUCUACGCGAUCCACCUUUGGAUCAUCGAGUGGUGGUUCUAGUUCAGGUGGGGCGACAUCCGCAACGAUGACUACGAUGCUCGAAACAGCGAUGGAAGAAUUGUUUGUGCCUUACAUAGAAGGACACAGAUACCUUGAACGAGAGAGCCGCAGUCUUGGGACAUUGUAUACGAGCUUACUCGUGAACUUUACACGGUAUCAUGCCAACUCUCAGAAAGGGAAGGCAUCUGUAUUCGAUCGCGUUGUCAAUCAGCUUAGUGCUGCUGCCUCAACGACUUCAACAGGAGGUGUACAAACGACGUCCGCACAAGCUGCUACCGCACUCCUCAGAUUCGGAGGGUUCAAUAGCGAGAAGUCCGCCGAACAAUCCGGUGAAGAGCCUAUUAGAGAGGAGGAUGGUCGACUCGAUGUAGAGUUCGCCGAAAAGAUGUUGAGAUGGCAUGCAGAGGCGAUAGGCAGAUGCGUUGAACUCAGCGCAGCACAUGACAUCGCUAAGAACACGUUUGCCCUUUUGCGUGUAUUGUCUGGAGCAAUCGGCACUGCUUAUGUGGAAGAAGCGCUUGAAACUGAAUUAUCUCAUUUGGACACUGCAGAUGCAAAAGCGGAACCCAAUUUACAAGCUUUAGCCGUAUUGAAACUUGUGGAUCUUAUCUGUCAUCUCUGGCAGCAGUACGUCACCACCACGCUCCUCCCUCUUGCGAGCUCGUCCGUAACUGUUCGUCGUGAGAUGGCGACAUUCAACAACCAGACUAUCAGCCGGUUAGAAGGAAGUGCCAAUCACCUUAUGCAUCGACUUAUUGAUAUGAUCGUUGCGUGGUUAACGGCGCAAUUGGCAAAGCAGAAGCGAAAUGACUUCAAACCGAGGAACGAUGAAUUGUCCUUUGCAAGAGUCAAUACCGAGCCUUGCGUAGCUUGCUGUGAUAUGUUGGAGAAAGUGCGAGAUUCAGCAAAAGCUAGCUUGAGCGGCAAAAAUUUGGAAAUUUUCUUGACUGAAGUUGGCGUGACCUUUCACAGCCUACUUCUGGAACACAUGCGCAAGUUCCCGGUAAGCGCUACUGGAGGCCUGAUGCUCGGACAGGACAUCAAAAUGUAUCAGGACACAAUCGCCAGCUUCGGGCUUCCACCCUUGACCGAACGCUUCGAAUUCAUUCGUCAACUCGGUACCGCCUUCGUUGUUCAACCGGAGAUCCUCAAGUCAUACAUCACCGAGAACUACUUGGGCAGAAUUGACCCGACUUUGCUCAAACCUUAUCUUGCCAUGCGAAGCGAUUGGGGUCAACUUGAGAGGGGAUUCAACGACAGUAAAGAAGAGAAUGCGCCCGAAGCGAAGGGUCUCAAAGACCGAUUUGGUCGAUUGAGCGUCAUUAUGAAGGACCUUGAAGGUUUGAAGUCGGAAGGCUUCAAACUUGGUGAAAGCAUAACGUUGGGUAUGCCCACGUUGCCGAGCGGGCUAACUGCAGGUUUUUCAAUGGCGAGUGCACGGCCAUUUUAA